AUGGGCGCGGUAACUGAUAAAGCACAAUGUUUUAUAUGUAAUCAAGAAACAAACACGUAUGAAUGCAAAGGAUGCUCGGAACAUUUUUGUUCCAAACAUUUAGCACAACAUCAUGAAAAAAUUAAUCAACAAUUUGAUAAAAUUAAAGAUGAUUGUAGUUCAUUUUUACAAACAGUUAUUGAUCAAAAAGAUGAUCUAAAAAAACGUCCAUUGAUACAACAAAUUAAUCAAUGGGAAGAUGAUUCAAUCAAUAAAAUAAAACAAACAGCAAAUGAAUGUAGACGCAAAUUAAUUAAUUAUACAAAUAAAUAUAUUAUUCGUAUUGAAAAUAGAUUAGUUAAAUUAACUGAAGAAUUGAAACGAAUUCAUCAAGAAAAUGAAUAUAACGAAAUUCAUUUAAAUCAACUCAAAGAAACAUUAAUAAAAUUAUCAAAAGAAUUUGACAAACCAUCCAAUGUUGCAAUUGAACAAAAUUUUACAUCAUUUAUUAACAAAAUAUCUGUCAUUGUACCAUGUAGUAAGUGUCAUAAUCGUAUUUAA
Molecule: messenger RNA, 540 nt
Organism: Rotaria sp. Silwood1
Lineage: Eukaryota; Metazoa; Rotifera; Eurotatoria; Philodinida; Philodinidae
Source: the annotation of a GenBank genome assembly